CCGAAAGCCGCGCGGAGCGCACGUCAGCCGCCCGCCUGUCCCACACGAAAACGAACUCGUACUACGAACGAAAUGAGUUUAAAUUAUGUAAUUUCAUUAUAGUGUACAUAAUUUUUUUAUCAUACAAAUUAUAAUUUUCAGUGAAGUGAUAAUCUAGUGUCGUCUGACAAUGGCGCUGUUGUUUUGUGUAUUAUUGUGCGCGUGCGCCGGUGCCCUAGGUUUCAAUGUGGACAUACCCUCCAGGGUUGUUUAUAAGGGAAACCAUCACUCCAUGUUUGGAUUCACAGUCCAGUCGCACGUCGAUGGGGACCGGAAAAUGAUCCUGGUGGGGGCUCCAGAAGACCAGCCCACGUACACGGAAGGAGUCUCACGGCCUGGUGCCGUGUAUCGCUGCGAGCCGGGCUACCGGGGCUACCCUGCCGAGGGCGACCGAUCUAGGCCGUUGGAAAUGUGCUCCGAGAUGGUCUUUGAUAGGAAGAGAACGAACAACGUGGACACCCACAACCACCAGAUCGACCAGAAGUCCAACCAGUGGUUCGGCGCCACCCUCGCCAGCACCGGUCGUAACGGGCCUAUUGUGGCCUGUGCCCCCCGCUACGUGUCGUUCGUGUCCCACAAGCUGAACCAGCGGGACCCGGUGGGCACCUGCUACGUGGCCAAGACAUCUGACGCCAUCAAGGUCGAGGAGAUCUCGCCCUGCAGGACCACGAGCCACGGGCAACGCAAGACGGGCGUGUGCCAGGCUGGUUUCUCGGCGGCCGUGUCAAAGGAUGGAGAGCGUUUGUUUAUGGGAGCCCCAGGCAGCUUCUACUGGCAAGGGCGGACCAUUACCGUAGACAUUACGAUCGAAAACUUCAACUACUUUAUGCCGACUAUACCACAGGAAGGGCAACUCUACUCUCGUAACGUGAGUCAAAUCAUGCUGAUCGCAACCCCUGAAGCCAGUCCUAAGUACGACGACUCUUAUAUGGGAUACUCGGUCACUGUUGGAGACUUUGUCGGUCAUGGGAUCCAAGGCGUUGCUGUCGGAGUCCCCAGAGGAGCUGAUUUGAAGGGAUUGGUUGUCAUCUACACACGAGAUCUGGAGAAUUUCAAAAACAUAACCGGAUCCCAGAUCGGUGCUUAUUUCGGGUACAGUCUGGCCUCCGGCGAUAUCGACGGUGAUGGAACUGACGACAUCAUCAUUGGCGCACCCAUGUUCACGAGGAAGAAGAGCGAUGGAUAUGAACAUGGAAGGGUCUAUGUUAUUUACCAGGGAAGGGACAGGACGUUCACAAGACAUCAUUCUCGUACUGGUGAAGUAUCCAAGGGUAGAUUCGGUCUAGCUGUAACAUCUCUUGGCGAUAUCAACUUGGACGGCUUUGGAGACGUUGCAAUCGGAGCUCCGUACGGUGGAGAGAAUGGCCGUGGUGUGGUCUACAUUUACCUUGGCAGCAAGAAUGGUAUCUCCGAGAAGCACUCCCAAGCCAUCACUGCUGAGGAGAUCUCUCCCACUCUGACUACGUUUGGUUUCUCCCUCUCUGGAGGAGUUGAUUUGGACAACAACAACUACACCGACUUGGCUGUUGGAGCUUAUAAGUCGGAUAGCAUCGUGUUUCUUAAAUCCCGUCCCGUAGUGAAAGUGAUGGCAGACGUAAAGUUCAUGGGCGAGAGCAAGACCAUCGCUCUGACUGAGAAACGUUGCACCCUCGGCAACGGCACGCGCGUCGCCUGCGCUGACGUCAUGUUCUGUCUCACGUACAACGGCAUCAACGUCGAUCAGCAGAUCAAUUUCGAAGUGACCUUGGACCUGGACUCGCGCCAGAAGACCUCGAAGCGGCUGUUCAUGAUGGAGAGCCGAGAGACCACGUACAGGACGCACAUCCUACUGACGCAGGGGCAGCAGGAGUGCAGGGACAUCAAGGUUUAUGUGGAUGAGGAAUUCCGAGACAAGCUGACCCCCAUCGAGGUGAAGAUGUCUUACGAGCUGGUCACCCAGCCUUCAGGCAACGUGGUGCCCCCAGUCCUGGACCAGACGGAGGGCAUGGAGCCCUCCGACUCGCUCAACAUCCCCAAGAACUGUGGCGCUGAUAACAUCUGUAUUCCUGAUCUGAGAUUAGCAGCUAGCACCCCAACCAUCAAGUACAUCCUCGGCUCCGGAGACAACCUGAACAUCGAUGUGAAAGUGGAGAACUCUGGCGAGGAUGCCUUCGAAGCAGCCUACUACCUGCGAAUGCCGGCUGGCGUGACCUAUGCCAAGAUGGAGAGGCUCGACAAGGACAAUGCUGAUGCUGUGCCAAUUUACUGCUCCACCAGCGGACAGGAUGAGGAUGGAAAUAGCACCCUGAAAUGCGAUUUGGGCAACCCCAUGCCUAGUGGGCAGAAGGUUCAUUAUCGGGUGGUGCUAGAAGUGGACUCCAGGGUGACAUCCCUGAACUUCUUCAUGGAGGCCAACUCCACCAACCCUGAACAGGACACGCAGUACGACAACGCUAUGCCCAUGAACAUCAUGGUUGAUAUCAAGGCACAUUUGUCUAUUAUUGGAACCUCCGACCCUCCCGAGCUGCACUACAACGCGUCGCUGUACGACUCGUACAACCUGCAGGACGAGAGCAAGCUGGGCCCGCAGGUCAUCCACAAGUACAACAUCAAGAACGAGGGGCCCUUCACCGUGGAGGAGGCGGAGAUCGUCGUCAUGUGGCCCUACCAGACUCUUACUGGUGAGAACCUCAUGUACAUGCUGGUUCAGCCUCAGUGGCUAGGAGACGUGCGUUGCAACAUCGCGCGGCACGUCAACCCCGAGAACCUCCUCGUGGCCAGCCAGUACACCUUCUUGCUCAACAAGGAAAAAGAAGCAAUGAUGAGCAGCGAUUUAUACUCUGGUUCACAAAUAGCAGGAGGCGGUGGAUAUUACGGCCAAAAUAUUUGGGAAGUAAAUCAACAGUCUGGUGGAAGCCAACAUUCUGGCGGACAAUACGGGACAAGUCAAAGCAACAGACAAGGCGGCGGCGGCGGCCAAGCAUCAGACACUCGCUACAGCACCAGCCAGAGAGGUCAAUUCGGCACUGCCCAAGCCGGCGGUGGCCAAGACAACCGGGGCAGCAGCACGACAUACAAUAAGUCAUGGAGCAGUGACUCCUAUAACGAAGGACUAACUGUGGAACAGCAGGAAAAGAUUAGAAAGUACUUGGCAGCAGCAGCUGCCAGACCUCCUCAAUACGGAACUAGCCAAGGCCAAGGACAUCGCAGCCAAGGAACAUACGGCCAAGGACUGGCUGAUGGCGGAUCUGUCGUUCGAGUUAAAAACAGGACCAUUGAAUUUGAUGAGCACGGCAAUGUUAUAUCGGAAACCGAGACAAGCACCGAAUAUGGAUCUUUAGGACACGAAGGUGAAGCUGGAAGCUCUUUUAACGUUUACGCUAACCGAGAUCACGCUAGUGGUGGUGGCAGCCACGCCUCCUCAUCUCAGUCAGGGAGAUUCGGAAGUGCUGGAUCCCAAGGAUCAGGCAACAUUUACUCCCAACGAGGAGCAGUAUAUGGCCAAGGUUCAGGUCAAUCUUCUGGCCAGAGCCAGGCGGGUUUCGUACACGGCGCCUGGGCUACGACAGAAACCGUCAACUCGGACAUCAUGAAUGCUGGAUCGUCGACGUACCAUGGGAGCGCCUCCAACACUGUACUUGAAGAUGAAGACGAUGCCAUAGGAGGGUUUGGUGCUGCGGCUGCGAGAAACCCGAACAAUGAGUUCCGAGUAGGCUUCGGCGAUGUUACUGGCGCGGAGACUUCGGGACAAGGCCAACGAACUGGCGGGAACUACCACUCGGGAGGCGGGACUGACGGGCGGAACUAUCAAACGGCUGGCGGCAGAAGCGCGCAAUCUAGCGGUAGUUCUUUUCAAACAAGUUCUGGUGGUGGCUACUCUUACUCUCAGUCAGGUGGUCAAACAACUUACAAUACUUAUGGCAGCAGUUUUGGCUCUACAUCACAAAGGCGUGAAAGUACAAGAAGGCGACGACAGGAUCAGGCUGAUCCUCAACUGACAGACAUUCUUCAGAAGUGCGAGGAGAAGUACAAGUGCGAGGUGCUUCGUUGCACCACCGGCCGACUGGUGAAGGGCCAGGAAGUGUGGCUGGCGUUGAAGUCUAGGAUUAAUGCGUCCGUCCUCAAUGAGAUCUCCAAAGACCGAGCGGUGAUCCUGUCCACGCUAACAGCAGCUCGUGUGUCCCGGCUAGCGGUGUUGGGCGAGCAACGCGAGGCGGAGUGGCAGAAGGCCGAGGCGCAGACGGUGGUGACGCCGCAGCUGGAAGCGCUCGAGAGCGGCUCCAUCCCGCUGUGGGUCAUCAUACUGGCCGCUGUCAUUGGAGCAUUGUUAUUGCUGCUGCUGAUCUUCGCUCUUUACAAGUGCGGUUUCUUCAAGCGCAACCGCCCCUCGGACCACGCCGAGCGCCAGCCCUUGAACGGUCGCGAUGAGCACCUUUGAUAUCCGACCACCGACAUCGGCGUGACGAGCGACACCGGCGGGACCGCCGACACCGCCGACUCCGCUGAGUCGGCGUCCGGCGGUCCGGCGGCCGACUCCAGCUCGUCCACUGAUGCGGCCAGCGACCUCACGAGCCGAGACUCCACUAGUCUGGAUAGGUACUGACAGAAAGUACUGGUGUACAAGUUUUAAGAAAUUGAUCAAUGCAUCUAUUGAUUUUAGGGAAGGAAUCGUUCAGAUAGUAAUUUGCUUUCUGAAAAUGCAUUUAAAGAAAAAUAUCGAUUGUUUCAUCUUCUAGUAAUUUAAUAAGAUACCUAAUGCUAUUUAUAAGAUGGUAGGUAUUUUGCUGUCAUCUCUCUUGUUUGUUAAUAAAACUGUUCAUGGAACAUUGAUAUCUAGAUGACGUAAUUAUUGCUCUUUUGAAGCAAGAGAUUCAUUAUGACUUAUUAAUCUUUGAAAGAUUAGGUAAAAACCGAGCAGAUAAAUCGUAGAAACUAGACCUAUAAGCUACUAGUUUACUAGUUUAUGUCACCUGUAGUUUCGUAGCUUUAGAUUCACAUAUUAAAAAGAUGCACUUGAUCGGUUUUUGUGUUGCGCCCUUCACCAGAUAUCACGGCUUGUGUUGUCGCUUCGCGUCAUUGUGGCGGCCAUCUUGUGUUAUAAAAUUCCGCCAUCUUGUGACGGUGAUCAAAGGUUGACAAAAUCAUUAUCAUAACCAUAAAUAAAUUCAUUAUUUUAACGAUUUUGUUUAUAAUAGAUUAAUCAAUCGUUCUAAUUACUAUUUGUUUUUAUUUUGUCAACUCUGGUAGAUCACUCUCACGUGUCGGAUAUUUUAGCACCUAAUUUGUUUUAUAGAUAUUUAAAACUUCACUGUUAAAUAGAUUUAUUUGUGACGUCAACGAGGUUGAAUCGGGCUGUUCGUGCCUUAUUUUGUCGAAUACAUAGUCAGUUGUGUGCCUUAGACAUUUUUGUCAAAAAUGUUAUGUAAGGUGUAUGAAAUGUAUGCUGAUGUAAAUAAAUAUUACAUGGAUUGUAAUUUACUAGUCACGAUAAAUAUAUUUCGAAUAGGUAACAAUGUUAAUGUGCUUAAUUUUAGAAGCCAUUAAUGUUGCUAGCUUUUUGAUGGAAUUCAAAUAUCCGUGUCGGUACGCCAUACUAGUAAAUAAUAGAAAAAAAAACAAAAAAUAAUAAUGUUAGAUAGAAAAGGAUUAAUCUCGAUGUGUGAUAGAUAUUGUAAAAAGUGUGUUGUUGUUGUAUGGGAGUGGAGAAAUGUGAUCUAAGUUUAUAAUAAUUAGGUAUACAUAUUUUUUACUAAAUGAGUAACAUUUUAUGAAAGUUGCAUUGACUAAUUCCCAAAAAUUUAGCGGACCUACUUAGGUAAUGUGGACGCUUUAAAAAUAUUAAAUUAAUGUAUUUAGGAGGCAUUAUCUCGUAAGGUAGUGGUUGUAUUGUCUUUUUUAUAGAUGACCUACCCUCAAGAGUCAUUUGAAAUUAUUGCAAUGCUCCGAAGAAGGAAAUAAUCAAAAAUUAUAAUUAGAAGAAGAAAGAGAGCUAAGUAUGUUUAAUUUGUAAUAUUUUAACGAACUUUAAGGCAAGCUAAUUACAAAAUACCUGUACUUAGGUAGUCAGUGGCAGUAAUUUUUUCGAAGAGGGUAGGAUACAAGGUAGGUGACGUACAUACACGCUUUAAAAUUGAGCAAUAAAAAAUGUAAACAAGUAAUUAAAUGUGGUGCAUUUUAUAGUUUUAAACAAAAAAGCAAUAUUUUAGUAACAAGAAACUAGCAAAAUACUUCAUCGUAAACAUUAUUAUCAUAUAUUAACAUAUCAAUUUCAAACGUGAAAAAAUUGCAAUUAUUUUAACGUUAGAAAAGGCUUGAUAAUGCUUCUUUCUGUAUCUAAUUUUACGAAAAAUGAACUAUGUGCCUUCAGAAUAACUGCCAGUUACUAAUAAAUAAAUUAAUGUAAAUAUUUUUUAUUAAUGUCGUAUUUUGUAGCAUUUUUUCACAGGACGCAAGUACAAUUUUAUUCGUACAAUUAAUUAUUACAUACUUUAUUUUAAGAAAAAUGGUUGUACUUAAAUAUUUUAGCGAAAAUUUAUAUUUUUAGGCGCCAAAUAUUAAAAUUAUUGACUUCCUUUUAAAACAUAGGUUACAUGAUUUAUUGACUUCUGUGAAAAAAUGCGUUUACAAUAAUGUUAGAGAUAACGCCAUUGUUAUUUUUAUUUUAUAAUUAUUUAUUUGACUUGUAUUAAUAAGAAAUCGCUUCUAUUUGAAUUUUCUAAACACAUUCUAAUGUUAAGUGGCCAUAAUUAAU
Ostrinia furnacalis (Asian corn borer) is the source of this 6769-nucleotide messenger RNA. RefSeq names its product integrin subunit alpha inflated (gene if). Gene Ontology annotation, biological process: integrin-mediated signaling pathway; cell adhesion mediated by integrin; cell-cell adhesion. The transcript is spliced from 25 exons. The record is from RefSeq and is a predicted model, not a curated record. Gene Ontology annotation, cellular component: external side of plasma membrane; integrin complex. Gene Ontology annotation, molecular function: integrin binding. NCBI's taxonomy places the organism in Eukaryota, Metazoa, Arthropoda, Insecta, Lepidoptera, Crambidae. Bases 170 to 4456 code for a protein of 1428 amino acids.